Messenger RNA from Bacidia gigantensis, 612 nucleotides. RefSeq lists its product as uncharacterized. Gene Ontology annotation, cellular component: nucleus. Gene Ontology annotation, molecular function: protein binding. Bases 1 to 612 code for a protein of 203 amino acids. Gene Ontology annotation, biological process: regulation of gene expression. Lineage: Eukaryota; Fungi; Ascomycota; Lecanoromycetes; Lecanorales; Ramalinaceae. The record is from RefSeq and is a predicted model, not a curated record. The transcript has 4 exons.
AUGACGGACCCGGGGCCUAUAUUAGCUCGCUUAGGUCUUCAGCAGUACCUGGCGCCCUUUGCGGACGAAGGCUUUGAUACGUGGGAGACGAUUCUCGAAAUUACAGAAUCAGACCUGGAUGCACUGAAAGUCAAACUUGGCCACCGUCGGAUCUUGCAGCGCGAAAUCCUGGCUGCGUCCAGUCACAGAGGUGAUUACGACACAACACCAGAGUCUCCCUCACAAACCACCAACUCGUCCGAGCCACACCAGGAUACUAUCGAGGAUGGAAUGGAUCCCCCUGGACUCCAGUCCGCUCCACGGCAGAAGAGACGUUAUCGCCGUCACCCCAAGGUCAGAGAGGACCUUCGACCGCUCAAACUUUCCUUUACGGUUAUUGCGAAGAAAGUCGGCGAAAGCUGGCAGCUGCUUUCCCCAGGAGAGAAGGAGCGCUAUGAGACGCAAGCAGCAGCGUCGAAGGAGAAGUACAACAGAGAGAUGGCGACUUACAAGAUAACCGACUUGUACCGAGAGUACCAAAGGUAUUUGGCUGAUUUCAAGGCGAAGCAUGGGAACAACACAGGUACGCCUCCAAGCGAUUGCCGGGGUCAAUUCUCAUGCAUAUUCAGAUGA